Molecule: messenger RNA, 5374 nt
Organism: Pundamilia nyererei
Lineage: Eukaryota; Metazoa; Chordata; Actinopteri; Cichliformes; Cichlidae
Gene: sema4gb
Product: sema domain, immunoglobulin domain (Ig), transmembrane domain (TM) and short cytoplasmic domain, (semaphorin) 4Gb
Exons: 15
Coding region: 240-2888 (882 amino acids)
Biological process (GO): positive regulation of cell migration; negative chemotaxis; axon guidance
Cellular component (GO): plasma membrane
Molecular function (GO): semaphorin receptor binding; chemorepellent activity
Source: RefSeq, a predicted model, not a curated record
CUCUGUGUUUCACCGCGGAGAGGUCGGUUCAAAGGAUUUAGGAGCAGAGCUACAGGAAAACAAGCAGACUCAGUGUGUUCUCAGCUGGAGGAUAAUCAAAGAGUCUGCGCCUGCUUGCUGCUGGGCCUGAAGAUACACGCUUUGCACAUUUAUUUCAUUAUUUAUUUAUUUAUUUUUUGCAUACAAUAAACAGUGAGCACGAGCAAGUCUCUGCUUGGACCCAGGUCUGUAGGUUAAUCAUGGGAUCAGUCAAGCCCUUCCUACUCCUCCUGCUGCCCCUGAUGUUUUUCAACCGACUAUCACAGCUGUGGGCCUUUCCGUUCAGCCCAUCCUUGGACCUGGAUGUCACUGCGAGAACUACCGUCUUCUCAAAAGGUCUGCUGGGCAGCACCCGUUUCAUCGGCUCUUCCCGAAACUACAGCACCCUGCUGUUGGAGGAGGAGGCCAGGCUGCUGUAUGUGGGAGGCAGAGGAGCACUCUACGCUCUCAACACAUCCAGCAUCUCCACACCUGCAAACCUCACAAUUGAUUGGGAUGCUUCCCCUGAACAGAAGAAGCAGUGCCUAAACAAAGGCAGAGACAAUCAGACAGAGUGUUACAACCACAUCCGCUUUCUGCAGCGAUACAAUGAGACUCACCUGUACGUCUGUGGAACGAACGCCUUCAGACCGCUCUGUGCUUAUAUCGAUGCAGAGCGUUUCAGCUUCUCCUCAGGUUUCGAGGAAGGCAGAGACAGGUGUCCGUAUGACCCAGCAAAGGGAUUCACUGGCCUCAUCGUAGAUGGUGAGAUGUUCACAGCCUCUCAGUACGAGUUUCGCAGCUCUCCAGAUAUUCGCAGAAACUUUCCAUUCCCCACACUCAGGACAGAGGAGGCGCCCACCCGGUGGCUUCUGGAGGCAAAUUUCGUGGGCUCUGUGCUGCUGAAGGAGAGCAUCAACAGCUCUAUCGGUGAUGAUGACAAGAUUUACUUCUUCUUCACUGAGAGAAGCCAGGAGCAGAUUGCCUACCCGAGCCAGACCAAGGUGUCCAGGGUCGCCAGAGUAUGCAAGACUGACUGGGGAGGCCAGAGGACUUUGCAGAGGAAGUGGACCUCGUUCCUCAAGGCUAGAAUGGUGUGCUCAGUCCCAGAGUAUGAGCUGCACCUCAAUAUCCUGCGUGACGUGUUCGUCCUGCAGGAGCGAGACCCUCGCAGCAGCAUUUUUUAUGGCAUCUUUGGUCUGGAAUGGAAGAAUAUCAAAGCGUCUGCUAUCUGCCAGUACGCCUUUUCAGAUGUGCAGAAGGUUUUCGAAGGGCCGUACAUGGAGGUGCAAGACUCAAAAUGGAGGGAGUACACAGGAAAAGUCCCAGAUCCAAGACCCGGCUCUUGUAUAACAGAUCUGCACAGGUCCCAGAACAUCAACUCGUCUCGAGAUCUCCCAGACAAUGUCCUCACCUUCGCCAGAAGGCACCCGCUGAUGGCCAAACAGGUGCACCCAAUAGGUGUGCGCCCCCUCAUGUUCAAAAGAAGUGUCAACUAUGUCAAGAUAGCAGUGCACAAAGAGCCGGCACUGGAUGGAAAUAUUUACACUGUUCUGUUUUUGGGAACUGAUGACGGCUGGUUGCAUAGAGCUGUGGACAUCGAUGGAGAAAUGCAUAUCAUAGAAGAGCUGCAGCUGUUUGAUGAACCACAGCCCAUAGAGAGCCUGGUCAUCUCCUCAGCUCUGAGGAGUGUCUAUGUUGGGUCGCACUCUGGAGUCGUGCAGGUACCGAUGUCAGCCUGCAAGAGGUACACUUCCUGUUAUGACUGUGUGUUCGCCAGAGACCCCUUCUGCGGCUGGGAUGGGAAAGUGUGUGUGGAAAUAUCUUCACGUGCACAAAAGUCGAACCUAACCCAGGAUAUCUUGAGAGGGGUCAGGGGCUGCAAGGAGAAUUCAGGAAAUGUGGUCCAUCGGAGGCGUUCUGUGAUGUCGGGUGACGACGUGCUACUCCAGUGUGAACUACGCUCCAACCUGGCAACUCCACGCUGGACACUAAACGGCAGGGAGCUCCAGGGAUACGACCUCAAUUCGGGCUAUCGGAUCGGCACAGAUGGCCUCCUGAUAAUCGGAGCUCGCACCCAGCAGAGCGGCAUUUACCGCUGCUUUGCUCUCGAGAACUCAGUCUCAGUUCUGGUCUAUCUCUACACAGUAAGGGUUCACACAGAGCCGUACUUCCCUGUGGAACCCACAGCCACAACUAACCCCACUACAAUUUCCAGCCCGACUGUUUUCUCUACCGGCAGCCCCACUGAGCAGCCCUUGCCCUCGCCUCCUGCCCCACUUCCUUCAAGACCUGAGUUUCAGACCUACAGACACAUGGAGGCCGUGUACAUCUCUCUGGUGGCGGUUCUCGGUGGGCUUUGCUUGGUGUUGACUGUGGUCCUUCUUUAUGUAAGCUUCUGCACUAGACGAGCCUCUCAGGAUCGGAAGUUCUCCCAGCAAGGUCUCCAAGUCCUAGGUGCCUCUGAGAGAAAAAGGAGCUCCCACCUUGAACUUAAAACCAUCUCAAGCCACUGCAAUGGCCGUCAGGGUCGUCGGUCCAUCUCAGUGCCGAGCUUUGGGGACCUGGGUGAUGGCUUCCUCCAGAUAGUGCCAGGUGAAGGCCAGAUGUCUCCAGCUAAAACACCUCCUCCGGCUCCUCCUCUUCCCAUGCCACCCCCGCUUCCCAACAUGGACUAUGCCAACGGGCUCUCGGCCACUCUGCCCAGCGUGCUGAGGAAGAUGAACGGAAACAGCUACGUGCUGCUGAGGCAGGCCGACCCUGACGGUAUGUCCCCGCUCUACCAUUCCUUCACAGAGGAGCUCAACAGGAUCCUGGAGAAAAGGAAACACACACAACUGGACUUGCAACCCGAUGAGAGUUCCAUCUAGGACACCCCUCUUAUGCUUCAUCCCACUGUUAUUUAUUUUUACCCUAGAGGUGAUCCGUACUUGUGGGGAAAAAUGACUAUUUUAUGAAGUGCUGCUCUUAAUUGCACAGAGUACCUGCAGGUCAUGUCAUAACUUGGUCAGAAAUAUUCAGCCUGUUGUGUCUUCGGUGACAAAUGGCCCAGGAUUUCACUAAUCAGAGACUGCUAAAAUGUGGAGCUGUGAAAAAUUGCUACAACCAAGGAGCUUAAAGAUGAUACCUAAAGUGCAGACUCUCUGGAAGUUUCUGAAAGAUGGCAGUCAGACGACAAAAAAGCCAAUGUUACAAAAUAGGACAUGGAUACAAAAACUAAAUUAGGCCAGGAGGUGAUCAAGCAUUUCCGAGACUGUGGAGAGAUUCAAGAAGUUUUAUAACCAUGUAAUAUUAGGUAUCUGUGGAGCUUAAAGUGAUAGUUCAUCCAAACAUGCUAAGCAUUAGGCUAUUUUGUAUAAAUUAAAAACAUGGCCUAAGAACAGUAGCACCUAAUGUGCUUACAGCUUUACCACCCAGUCCUGUGUAUGAAGAUGCACCUUUUUGUUGCUUGUGACUGUGUUUGUGGACUGGUAUCAUCACAAACUGCACAGUGAGCCUUUCUAUGAGGUAAAAGAAGCUUUUUCAAGUGGCUUUUUUGAGAAGUCCUAAAAACAUAUUGAUGAGGAAGAUUACAAAACGGCAAAUGAAACAAUCCAUGCUCUUAGGAUGAACAAGGUCAUCACGGCUUAAGUAAGAAGGCAUCCAUGCCCCCUCUCGUCUUUUUUUAAUUUUUAUAAAUGCACUAACCUACCAAACUAAAGACUAAUAAAAGACCUAUGUGGUGUGAAGGUAAAGUUCUGUGUAUGCCCAGCAAAAUAAAAAGCUACAAGAGAUUUAAAUUUGACCAAUCUCUCCUUCAAGAAUAUCGCUUUAGGAAGCAUUACGGCACUUUGAAUGUGGCUGUUACUUUUAGGUUGCUGCUUGGAAGUCCCAUUAAACCCUCUUGCAGCUCUGGUUCUGUGAUGUGUGGUGUCGAAACUGGAACCGAUCAUCUUGGAUUUUUUUUAGGAGAAGAGGAUAAUGUCAGAGGCAAUCAAAUCUGGCAUGUGUGGCAGGUGUUUAGCACGGAUUUUGUUGCUGUGGCUAAAAAAAAAGAUUUUCUAUAGACUGUUUAGAUGGUUCAUACCAGAUGUCAUCUCUCACAUGCUUCAGGAGGUUAAAGUAAAUAUCAGUGUUGGAAAACUCUCCCUGAGAAAUGACUAAACAUUGAAAAACCCCACAAAUGUCUCCUGGCAGCACCACCUUUGUGCUUGGACACUGUGGACUCUUCCAGCUAAAGCUACUCUUUGGAUUCUGGAUGUAACCAAAGACCAAGUUUGCAUCAACAGUAAUCAGCUGGAUCACACAGCAGCUGAUGUUUGCUGCUCUGUGAAAUUUUAGAUACAAAAGUGCAAGCGUUCAUAACGGGACUUUUGGAGGAGCGUGCUAAAAAUAGCUACCCUGGAAGUGAUCCAGAUGUGCACAACAAGAUGACCUUGAAGGGGAGAUUAGCCUAAUUAAAUCAGGUAUAAAUUUAGAUUUAUAUUGAUUGAGAUGAGCAGCAAGCCUUGUAUAUUUUUAAACUGGCUUGAAAGGAGGUAGAGUAUUAAUCCAUAUUUUCACAAAAUUAAUUGUUUGUGUAAAAUAUUGAGCAUAUGGAAAAAUGAGUGAAAGUUGAGCACACAAAGCUCCAGGAAUGGGUUUUGAGUGGCUUGUCAUGUUUCAAACCACUUUUUCUAUGAUGCAUGUCCUUUGCAGAGAUGUAACGAAUGAUUAUUUUCCUAUGAUUUCUCACUUUAGGAUCUGAAAGCUGUGAAUGUUUGGCAUUUUUGCUCGAUAAAUAACAUUUAUCUUCUCUGUUAAGCCGUCGGCCACAAUCAUUGUAAUAACUAAAAUGUUGACUUUAGUAAAAGUAUCACUUUAAGAAUCCAGUUUUGAUACAGCACACUAGAGCACAGAUUUUAAGACAAGUCUUACAUUUUAGUGUAUUUAUUUAAGCCACUUUCCCCCCUUGAUUUUUCCUCAUGUAAAUAGCAAUAAAUAUACGCCACUGUUGCAACCGUUAGUAGCAUAGUGUGCUGUGCCAGUGCCAAUGGAAAAACCUGUAGCAAACUUGGAACUAUUUUUUUCCCUGUAGUAUUUCUAUUUUUAGCCUCUCUGUGGGAAAAGAGAUAAAACUUUAUGAAAGUAAACAUGCAGUCUAUUAAAGGAGCAGUCAGCGUGGUGGUCAGAUUUAUUGGCUUUUGCUGUAGAUCACAGACUGGGUUCAGGGUUGUGGAGGUGAACCGGGAACCACAAACUGAUAAAAUCCUAUAAAGAAAAUUUUUAGAUGCUGUUUUAUAUUUAUAUUUAAGGCCUGUUUUCUGAAUAACAUUGACUGUUUUACUUUCUCUCAAAACAUCAAGAACAUGGUUUCAUACAAAAACAGGUGAAAAAA